AUGGCGGAUGCUGCAACGCAACGAGGCCGGGGAGGCGUGCGCGGAGGGAUGAGAGGAGGCAGUACCGAUCGGGGAAACAAAUCAUCAUCGGCGGCAACCCGUGGGAGAGGUGGCCGUGGCAGAGCAAAUACUGGACUCGUGAACACUCGUGGUCGUGCUGCGGGCACCUCGGCCAGAGGCGCGUCCCAUAUAGCACGCUCAGCUACAAUAUCCUCGGCGAGUUCAGGAGUCUCCAGCUCUCCGUUCGCACAAUUGAAUCAAUCCAAACAAUCUCGUACCGCGUCACCCUUUUCGAAUGCCACAUCCGGUCUUCGUCAACCUCGCAAGGAAUCGCCAUUAGCUGCUGCUGCCGCCGCGGAUAAUGUCUUCAAUCCUAGCGCGGCGCAGCGCGCCUCGAAACAAAUACCCAAUGGUCAUGCCCACGGAGCGCUCGCAAACCAGAAGAAGCCCGAGAUCGCUUCCGUCUCCGGUUCAUUUCAAGACCGCUAUGAGCAGCUUAAACUCGACCGCGCCAAACAAAGACAACAAGCCAUCCAAGAUGGUCUUAUGGCCGAUCCAAAUCAACCCACCUCUCUCAAAAAGGCCAUUCGGCCCGUAGGCACCUGCGAGAGCAUGUGUCCAGAAUUUGAGCGUGUGGAACGCAUAGUGCAGAAGAUGGUGGACCGCAGCGAAAAGCAAUUCGAUCCGGCGACAAAUGCCAUGCAGAACGUAGAAGGCAAGAUGUUAAAACGAUUCCGUCGCUCCGCAGCUGGCUACGACGAGCAGCUUCCCUCAGAUAUCCGGACGCCAAAAACUCUGCUUCAAGCCACCAAUUAUCUCAUACGAUACAUUGUGGGUAGCAACGAACCUCUCGGAAUCGUUCAUAAGUUUGUUUGGGAUCGAACGCGCUCAAUCCGCAACGACUUCUCCGUUCAGCAGGUUACCCACGAAGCUGACGUCAAGGUGGCUGUCCUUUGUCUGGAAAGAAUCGCGCGCUUUCACAUUCUCUCGCUUCAUCUCCUUUCAAGCCCUGCAAACGAGGAACAAUUUGAUCGUCAUCAGGAACGCGAGCAGCUCAACAACACCAUGCUUUCGUUAAUGUACUACUAUGACGAUAAUCGUGGCCGCGUUUUCUUUCCGAACGAAGAAGAAUUCCGGGCUUACUAUAUCAUUUUCUCCAUACACGACCAGCGACCGGACCUUGAAGCACGGGUGCAAAAGUGGCCCGCGGCGCUGCUGAACUCCCCUCGUGUCCAGGUGGCCUUGGAGCUGUACGCAGCGGCCUGCAAUACGUGGGAAUAUCAAGGUACACUGGAUUCGCGCCGGCCGAAUGCAAUUGCGCAAGGGUUCUACUCGCGCUUCUUUCAUAUCAUCGACUCCCGAAGUGUCUCAUAUCUAAUGGCCUGUGUUGCUGAGAUCUACUUCACCCAUGUUCGGCAGACAACCAUCCGUGCAAUUUGGAAGGCUUACUGUCGGGUUCCAGUAUCGCAACAGCACAAGAACGAAGAAUGGACACUAGAGCAGUUGACCAAAGUGCUUUACUUUGAUGAUGACGAGCAGACCCUCAAGUUUUGCGAGGAGCAAGACCUUCAAUUCUCCGAAAACAGUAAUGGAGAGAAGUAUCUGAACUGGGGCAGUCGCCCGGUUGAUUCAGUUGGAUUUUCGCCGUCUUCCGAGCAUGCUUUCUCUGAGACGUAUGUAGAAUCGAAGCGUGCGGGGCGAAACUUGGUUUCCGUCAUUCUUGGAAUGUCUGUUCGGGAAGCCGCAUCAAUAGGCAUGAUCGACAAGUCUGUGAUUCCUGAUCGUAUGCAAACCAACGCCGAAGAGAGCCAGGUUUCUGGCGAGAAGAGAAUGGUUCUCGGCGACAAGGACGACAUUAUCCCCGCUCCUGCUACACAAUCCGUUCCCUCACCUUUUGGAGGCAACGCUGUAGCCUCAACAUUCCCUAUGAAAGAUAACCCGAAUCCGUUCCAACAGCAGCAGCCCCCGUCACUUGCCUUUGAAACUCCCGCUCAAGUACCUACGACAACGAGCCAAUCUGGCCCAUCUACUGCCCCCAAUCCUUUCUCAGGCAUGUUCUCUGGCACCGGCACCGGCAAUCAGCUGAAGCCAGCCUCUGUGGUUCCAUUCCCUGCCGAAGAACCUUCCACAACCUCACCAUUCUCUUUCGGAAAGCCUUCGCAAACAACACAGACCGCAGCCAUUGCUACGUCGUCAGAUUCUUUGAAGCUGGAAAGUGACACAGAACUCACAGCCAUUUCUGCUCCCAAUCCAUUUCCCUCUGCAUUUUCUGGCAACAGUACGGAGAGGAUCUCUCAAGCGGUCACGACAGAUCCCCUGAAUUCCAGAAAAGCCUCCGCUCCCUCGCCAUUUGCAUUUCCAACAAAAACAACAAAAUCACCACUGAGUACACCCGUCGCUCCAUCCGUCGAUUUUUCGACGCCAACCAUUAAUACAUCCGCAAAAGAUGGAACACAGCCUGCACCUUCUCCGUUUAGCUUUUCCAAUCCAGCGAUUGACACGUCAGCAAAAGACAAGACGCUCUCUGCUUCCUCUCCGUUCAGUUUCCCCAAGCCAGCGGGUAUGGCUGAUAUGAGCGGAUCAACGAGCACCACAUCUCUCUUCAAACCGACUGAAAUGGUUGGCAGUGGUGCCAGUCAGACAGUAUUUCCUCCACCCUCGGUGCCCAAGGCAGACCAAGCGCUCCAGCCCAGUGCUGCCUCCCAGGCCACCAUUCCCUUUUCUUUUCCCAGCACAAAUGUGACGAGCCCGAAAGAGAACACUGCAGGCAAUUUGCCUAAUCCCUUUGCCGCCUCCUUGUCUUCCUUUAGCUCGUCGAAGCAACCUUUGUUGUCAUCAAACACCAACAACGGCUUCAACGUGCCUACAUCACAAGACCAUCCGGUCGGACCGGAAGAUAGCGUGAUCUCAGAGUCUACCCAGACAUCAACCUCUCAAUCCCAGCCCGGACCCUCGCCGUUAUUGAAUGGUACUCCGGUUUUCCCGUCGACAGUACCUUCACCCCAGCCAUCGUCAGGCGGCGUCGCACCAAUCAAUCCGUCACAUCUGUUUGCACCCAAAGGCGUCGUACCGAGCAAUGUAUCUGCUCCCGCGGAGUCCACCAAGCCAUCUUUCCCCGAGCAGGUCGCCCAAACAUCUAUAUUUGAAAUUUCAAGCUCACAGAGUACCAAAGAGACACCAGAGGAGUCCUCGAAGUCUUCGGCACUUGUCUCCGAGCCAGGACUUGAUAAAGCGUCUAAGCCUAAGAAGGUGCCAACGCUUUUUGGACCUUCCGCAGAGGCCUCCACUUUCGUUUCGUCGCAGAUGCAGAAACCCCUAUUUCCACCCAGCAGUACAGUUUCUACUACGGUCUCGGCUGGCCACGCGAAGGACUCAGAUCUGUCACCCAACCCGAACAUGUUCCACAUGAAGGCAGCAGAAAAUGCUUCUCGGAUGGCAGUGCCGCAAGAGCCCGCUCUCACAGUCUCUCAGCUGGACCAUUCAGCAGUUUCACUCGCAUCUGCUCAAUCAUCCAUUUCUUCUGAAGGCAGUCAGUGGCGUCCGCCCCAAACCAAAGAAGAGGAGGUUGCGUUGUUCAAACGUAUCAUGAAGCGCGCCGAGGAGAAGGCUCUGCGCAAGGAAGACAAGCGCAAGCGCAAGCGCGUUUUGGAGGAGCAAGCACUCGCUGACACCUUACGCGAGGAACGACGAAAAGCGUCCAAGUCAGCGAGCCCCGACGAGCAAGAGUCUGCUACGAAAAAAUUUUCAUUGGCCGAAUCAUCCAUCAAAGCUCUCCCGACCCUGCCCUGCCUCGAAAAGACAAAGCGACUUCUUGAGUCAAAACCGUCCGUUGAUCCGGAGCUGGAACUUUCUAAGAAGCGUCAACGUGAGAUUGAUGAAGACGAAUUGCUGCUCAAUUCUGCUCGCAUUGUCGCUGAGCAGUUACGAACUGGGCCCAAAAUUUUCGAUGAGAUGUCACCACAGAGCUUGGCGGACUAUAACGCUUAUCAUGCGUAUUGGGAGCAGCGCAGCAAGCGCCCUUUCUCCUACAGUCACAGCGCGAGCCCCUCGGCAACCCCGAUUGCACAGAGCGCAUCACCCCCGCAGUUCCCACGACAUCCCUAUGAGGUCGCGUACGCACCUGACAAGUCCACCGGUCUUGGCAGAACAAUGUCUCGCACGGAGUACCGUAUUCGAAUGACCGGAGGCCACGGGUUGGCGUACAAGCCUCUGGACUUCUCGCGUUCACGGACUUCCGAGGGACAGAGGCUCAAGAGCCAAGAGAAGGAGAGUGGCAAAAGCCGGUUUGCAAUGAGUGGAUAG
This is a messenger RNA of Penicillium oxalicum, 4302 nucleotides long. RefSeq lists its product as uncharacterized. Gene Ontology annotation, cellular component: cytoplasm; transcription export complex 2; nucleus. NCBI's taxonomy places the organism in Eukaryota, Fungi, Ascomycota, Eurotiomycetes, Eurotiales, Aspergillaceae. The transcript has 4 exons. Gene Ontology annotation, biological process: mRNA export from nucleus. Bases 1 to 4302 code for a protein of 1433 amino acids. The record is from RefSeq and is a predicted model, not a curated record.